This is a messenger RNA of Rhagoletis zephyria (snowberry fruit fly), 678 nucleotides long. The record is from RefSeq and is a predicted model, not a curated record. NCBI's taxonomy places the organism in Eukaryota, Metazoa, Arthropoda, Insecta, Diptera, Tephritidae.
UUCACAGUGUGGCCCGGUCUGCUGAACAACCCCAACAAGGCCUUGCCGGAAGGUGGCGGAUUCGCGCUGGAGAAGUACCACACGACGACUUUCAGAGUGCCCGACGGAUGGGCAGGUCGAGUCUGGGCGCGAACCAACUGCAACGGCGCCGGCCACUGCGAGACCGGUGAUUGCGGCAACAAGAUCCAGUGCUCCGGCGCCGGUGGCGUUCCCCCGGUCUCCCUGGCCGAGUUCACCCUGGACGGCUGGCAGGGACAGGACUACUACGAUGUUUCCCUCGUCGACGGCUACAACCUGCCGCUGGCCAUCUUCCCCAUUGACGGCACCUACAAGCGAGUGGGCGGCGGCAAGUACGACUGCAACAACGCCGGCUGCAAGGCCGACAUUAACGCCCACUGCCCCAACGAGCUGGCGCAGAAGAACUCCGCCGGAGCGACAGUCGCUUGCCGCAGUGCCUGCAUGCAGUUCAACACCGACGAGUACUGUUGCCGAGGAGCGCACAACAAGCCCGAGACUUGCAAGUCCCGCGACUGGAAGGUCAACUACCCAGCCAUCUUCAAGCAGUCAUGCCCGGACGCCUAUUCCUACGCCUACGAUGACACCAGUUCCCCCUUCACCUGCCACAGCGCCGACGGUCGCAAGACUGGCUACGUCAUCANACAACAACGACAUUAUUGA